Hydractinia symbiolongicarpus is the source of this 1347-nucleotide messenger RNA. RefSeq lists its product as uncharacterized. The record is from RefSeq and is a predicted model, not a curated record. The coding region runs from base 547 to 1347 and encodes 266 amino acids. The transcript is spliced from 3 exons. Lineage: Eukaryota; Metazoa; Cnidaria; Hydrozoa; Anthoathecata; Hydractiniidae.
AGUUUUAUUAUAUCAACUAAUAUGUACUUAUUACUAAAGAAUAUCUGCAUCUUUUAAAACAUAAUAUAUUAAUACGCUUAUGUAAGUUGUUUUCUUUUUUUCAAUUCCCUCGCGAAGCAUCACCUUUGGAUCGCCAUUUUGUUUGAAUAAUUCAGCAUGAAUGAGAGGCUAAACACACAUGUUUCCCCUGACGUAGCACAAUGGUGAGAAAAUCAAAACAAAACGCCCUAGCCCGUUAAAGGAUAGACCGGAACAAAAAAUCUUAUUGACUUAUUUUAUUUUCGUUUAUUAUUUUUUAAGUCAGUUAAUACCCCCGUGUAGCAUAUAUUCGGAAAUGUGUUAUAAAUAAUUUAUCAGAUUUCACAGGUUCUGUUAUUAUUCGCUAAAGGCGCUUCGCUGAAGAUAAAAUUUAAAGAUCAAAAUGUAAAAGAGGCUGCUUCAGCGCGACAUUACGCAAUUUCCCCUCGAAAGCAAACUAAAUAACAUUUUUGUUUCUUUUUGUGAAACAACUCUGAACGGAGAAAGGUCGAAAAACUUGCUGCUAGUAUGGUCUACUGUUCGGCGUACGGUUGUAAAAACAACAUUAAGUCAAACAAAGAUAAAAGCUUCUUCCUAAUGCCUAAGAAUCCUGGAGUUAGCAAAUCCUGGAUUGCCGCAAUUAACAGAACAAAGCUGCCAGCUAAAGUAUUUCUAUGCUCUGACUGUUUUGAAGAAACCUGCUUUGACCCAAGCUGGAAACUUCAGAAUGAAUUAUUUUAUAAAGAUCGUCCUUGCAAACGGCGGUUUAUUCCAAAUUCUGUGCCGACAAUUUUUUGUCAUAAGACUGCCCCUAAGGAACGUACAUCCUCCACAUCGCGAGCCAAACGAAGUCAAUCUAAAGACUUGGUGAAGUCAGCCUUGGUUGAAGAUUCUGAGCAAUUAUGUUUAAUCGAUAAUGAAGUUGAAUUUGAAGUUGAAUCCAAAUUAUUAAUUGGAAUACAGGCCAUACCAAAAACACAAACGAGUGCAACCCAGUAUAAAGAUACGUCAGUACGAAGUACAUGUACACAAACGUCGUGUUCUGUAGCAGAUGCGCAAACGCAAACCCAAGUAGCUGUUGUACAUGCUUCUUGUCAAACUGAAAAUGAAACGGACACAGAUAACGAUUCAAAUUGUACUGAUUCCUCAUUUAAUUCCGAUUUGGAUGACGUGAACCUACAAAGCGCAGCAGCAGCUCUGAACAGUACAUUCAAUAUCCUACAUAAAGGUAAAUAUUUUCUUAUACGUGCACGAAUUUACAAUGAAAAAAUUAUUAAUGAAGGAACUGUUUAUAUCGUUUUUCUUCAUUUAAUACUUCAGGUAAUAUAA